GGAGCGUUCUCGCUAACUUUAGUAACACUCGGGCACUCUAUGCAGGAGUCCUCGGUGCGCCCCCCUCCUCCAAGAUGGAGGUCUUAGGGGGCUACCCGAGUAAGUCCUCCAGCCCGAAGACGAAGACGUUGACGGUCCUGCUGAGCAUGACGGUCGGCGUCGGCUGUCUGUUCCUCCUGCAGAGUCAGCUGAGGCCCAGAAAACCAACGGACUUCUACUCCUUCGAGGUGAAAGACGCGAAGGGGAGGACGGUGCCUCUGGAGAAGUACCGGGGGAAAGCGUCUCUGGUUGUCAACGUGGCGAGUCACAGCGAGCGGACGGAGGAGAACUACGCGUCACUGCAGGAGCUCCACCGGGAGCUGGGCACCUCUCACUUCAACGUGCUGGCCUUUCCGUGCGGCCAGUUCGGGGAGACUGAGCCCGGGACUAGCCGGGACAUCGAGGCGUUCGCCAAGUCCGUCCACGGCGUCACCUUCCCGUUCUUCGGCAAGAUCAAAAUAAUGGGCUCGGAGGCGGACCCCGCCUUCAAGUUCCUCACAGAUUCGGUGCAGAAGACCCCCAAGUGGAACUUCUGGAAGUUCCUGGUGAAUCCGGAGGGCAGAGUGGUCCGAUUCUGGAGAACGGACGAGCCCGCCGAGAGCGUUCGGCGUGAGGCCACGGCGUUGGUGCGAGAAAUCAUUCUGAAAAGACGUGUGGAGCUAUGAGGGUCCAACAAGAUACUGUGUGUGUGUGUUUGUGCGUGUGCAUGUGUGUGCGCGUGCGUGUGUGUGACAAUCCUUACAUGACCACUGCUGCAGCUGAAGGAUUGUUUAGCCAUUGAAGUGUUGGAUUUUUACUUUUUU
Pseudoliparis swirei is the source of this 842-nucleotide messenger RNA. It is a transcript of the gene gpx8, whose product is annotated as glutathione peroxidase 8 (putative). The record is from RefSeq and is a predicted model, not a curated record. The coding region runs from base 75 to 704 and encodes 209 amino acids. Gene Ontology annotation, molecular function: glutathione peroxidase activity. Gene Ontology annotation, biological process: response to oxidative stress. The transcript is spliced from 3 exons. NCBI's taxonomy places the organism in Eukaryota, Metazoa, Chordata, Actinopteri, Perciformes, Liparidae.